AUGCACCCACGCAUCUCAGGACAAGGGGUUUUCCCCCGAUAUGGUGGUGGAUGGAUGCAUCAGUUUGGACACGUUUAUGCCCUGCAGCAGGAGUUACUUAGUCCGCAGUCAAAUAACUGGUUUCGGGCGAUUGAGUUAUGGCACACCGCCCGUCAUGAAGGAGUUGCGCUCAAUGCUGCUCAUUACACUAACAUUCUUCGACAGUGUGUGCGACCUGCUGCAUGGGAGGCGUCAUUGGCGGUACUUCACCAAAUGCAGCGUGAAGGCAUUCGACCUGAUGUUGUUGGGGUAGGUUGUGUGCUUGCAUCAUGCGCAGAGGCUAAUAGAAGUCAUGAGGUUGAGGAGGUAUUCAAAAAAUUUAGUGGCAAGAUGAAGCUAGAUAGUGUAUGCUAUCUGGCGUUAAUAAAAGCCAAAAUGUCUCAGGAAAAAUGGACAGAGGCUAUUGAAGUUGGGAAACAGCAAGAAGCUGAGGGUAUACCUUUUCUUCCAUAUACAUUUACUCAUUUACUUGAGGCAGCUAAUGAGGCUGACGAUGCGAUGUUUGCAUUAGACUUGGUGAGACGAAUGCGCGGAGAGCAAUGGGAGUUAGCUGAGAGAGGACGUAGUGCAUUUAAGAAGUUGUGUAUGCGUCAUGACUGGAAUGAUGAGUAUGAACAACUGGUGGGAAUUACCGAUGACAUGAAAGAAUUCCCUCAGCUCUCCCCUGGAGACCAUGUGUGA
Molecule: messenger RNA, 720 nt
Organism: Trypanosoma theileri
Lineage: Eukaryota; Euglenozoa; Kinetoplastea; Trypanosomatida; Trypanosomatidae
Exons: 1
Coding region: 1-720 (239 amino acids)
Molecular function (GO): protein binding
Source: RefSeq, a predicted model, not a curated record